UUCGCUGCCCACGUUUCCAGGCGGUCGUGGGGGCUGAGGAGGGCGUGGGGACGACUUCGCAGAACCCUGGGCUGGGGCGAAGAAGGAGCCGGGAUGGCCUGGGCUCUGAAGCUGCCGCUAGCUGACGAAGUGAUCGAGUCGGGGCUGGUGCAGGACUUUGAUGCUAGCCUGUCGGGCAUUGGCCAGGAACUGGGUGCUGGUGCUUAUAGCAUGAGUGAUGUCCUUGCAUUGCCCAUUUUUAAGCAAGAAGAGUCAAGUUUGCCUCCUGAUAAUGAGAACGAGAUCCUGCCUUUUCAGUAUGUCCUCUGUGCUGCCACCUCUCCAGCCGUGAAGCUCCACGAUGAGACCCUGACAUACCUCAAUCAAGGACAGUCUUAUGAAAUCCGAAUGCUAGACAAUAGAAAACUGGGAGAGCUUCCAGAAAUCAACGGCAAGUUGGUGAAGAGUAUCUUCCGUGUAGUGUUCCACGACAGGAGACUGCAGUACACUGAGCACCAGCAGCUGGAGGGCUGGAGGUGGAACCGACCCGGAGACAGGAUUCUUGACAUAGAUAUCCCAAUGUCUGUGGGUGUAAUUGAUCCCAGGGCCAAUCCUACCCAGCUAAACACAGUGGAGUUCCUGUGGGACCCUGCAAAGAGGACAUCUGUGUUUAUUCAGGUGCACUGCAUCAGCACUGAGUUCACGGUGAGGAAGCAUGGUGGGGAGAAGGGUGUGCCGUUCCGAGUGCAGAUCGACACCUUCAAGGAGAACGAGAACGGAGAGUACACGGAACACUUGCACUCAGCCAGCUGCCAGAUCAAAGUCUUCAAGCCUAAAGGUGCAGACAGAAAACAAAAAAUAGAUAGAGAGAAGAUGGAGAAACGGACGCCUCAUGAAAAAGAGAAAUAUCAACCUUCCUAUGAGACAACCAUACUCACAGAGUGUUCUCCAUGGCCUGAGAUCACCUACGUGAACAAUUCCCCGUCUCCCGGUUUCAACAGCUCCCAUAGCAGUUUCUCUCUUGGGGAAGGAAACGGCUCGCCCAACCACCAGCCAGAGCCACCUCCUCCAGUCACGGAUAACCUUUUGCCAACAACCACGCCCCAGGAAGCCCAACAGUGGCUGCACCGAAACCGGUUUUCCACGUUCACGAGGCUUUUCACCAACUUCUCAGGGGCAGAUUUACUGAAACUGACAAGAGAUGACGUGAUCCAAAUCUGCGGCCCUGCGGAUGGAAUCAGACUCUUUAACGCAUUAAAAGGCCGGAUGGUGCGUCCAAGGCUAACCAUUUAUGUCUGUCAGGAGUCGCUGCAGUUGAGAGAGCAGCAGCAGCAGCAGCAGCCACCUCAGCCACAGCCACAACAGAAGCAGGAGGAUGGAGAUUCAAAUGUGUACCAUGCUGUCUAUCUAGAAGAACUGACAGCUGUUGAAUUAACAGAAAAAAUUGCUCAGCUUUUCAGUAUUUCUCCUCACCAGAUCAGCCAGAUUUACAAGCAAGGGCCGACAGGAAUCCAUGUGCUCAUCAGCGAUGAGAUGGUACAGAAUUUCCAGGAAGAAGCCUGCUUUAUUCUGGACACAAUGGAAGCAGAAACCAGUGAUAGCUAUCAUGUCAUUCUCAAGUAGGAGAAGCCUCCCACAUUCAACAGCUGCUGCCGCCUCCACCUCUUGACGACUGCCUUCACCUCUUCACCUUCUGAAGGGGACAUGACUGGAGAUUAAAGGUCUUCAGGAACCUGGCACAUCUGAAUGUUUGGCGGAGGGCAGGAGGGUAUCCAGUGCAAGGCAAGCAGGCCCUAAAGUGGAAUCCCAGAGCCCUGUAUUGGCCCCUACUGUAUGAUGUCCUCAGAUGGCCAGACAUGGAGCUCAACAGUUUCCUUAGUUUCUGGCCCCUGUUGAUACCAGUAAGCAGUCAUUAGGGUUUAUAGAGGGCAGGGUGGUAAUGAGAGUUACGUGACAUUUUCUAGAAAGAUGUUUAAUUUUGUGAUCUACAGCUCUGACAUUUUCCCAAUAUAAAAGUGAACAUCUGUCUUCAUGAAAACCAAGCUAUCUUUUUUGUAUCAAGCCUGUUGUGAGCUCUGUUCUGUUCAUAACUAUGAGGAGAAAGAAUCUCUCAUUACGUUUUUUUGAGACAGAGUUUCAUGUUCUUGCCUCCCAAGAGCUGGGAUUAGAAGCUUAUGUCACCUGGCCUGUUUCUGCAGCGCUGGACUUGAACCCAGAGCCUCACUUGCUAGGCGAGCGCUUUCUCCAACUGAGCUCCAGCAGGCCCCUCCCUUGUGUUAAGACAGUCUCCAGAUUUCUAUUUUGGUUCACCUGCAGUACCACAACUGAGAGUGGCUGUAUGUAUUGGGGUGAACCAAAUGAUGAGUCCCAUGGUGGACGGGUUAUCUUGUUUUAUCCCCUUAAUUAAAAAGCCCAAAACAACUGGGGACACACUGACUAGAGGGUGAGGAAAUCCAGGUGUGGUAGUGGGGUCUCUCAGAUGCCUGCCAGCCUUUGCUGCCUGUGCUCAUUGUUGGUUCUUUCUGGGGCUCUGCUGGAACCUCCUGGACUAGCCACUGAAGGAGGGCAGACAUCCCUGAAUAUAGAGAUAAUGAAGCCCCAGAGCAGACAGACACUCGGUGUCAUACUAACCUCAGCACAGAGCUGGAGGUGAGAGAGGCAGGAGUGUCUGAGCCCAGGUUUUUUUGUUUCUGAAUGUUACUCUCAAGCUGGUUAAGUAAAUGAGCUACUCCUCCCUGCUCUCCCCUCCCCUGUCUUGUUUUGGCAUAGUGUUUUUAUUUUUUAAUGUAAGCUUUAUAAAAAAUACACUUUUUCCCCAUUCCAACUCAUACUGUGUUUAUGUUCAAAUGACUGUGUGUGCAUGUGCAGAUUUUAAAUCACUUAGGUCCUCCUUUUUCACAUGUAUAGUUUGUUUUGGGUUGGUUUUCCAAGAAAAUGUUUCUCUGUGUAGCCCUGACUAUCCUGGAACUCACUCUGUAGACCAGGAUGGCCUUAAACUCGGAGAUCCACCUUCUAAGUGCUGGGAAUAUAGGUGUGCACCACCAGCGUCAGGCCACAUGUAAAGUUUUACCAGAAAUUUCCUUAAAUUUUGUUGAGAUGAACAAAGAUAAUGUUUAAAGAUUCUGUAUUAAAUUUGAAUUUAUUUGUGUUUUUGAAGUAUUUAAUAAAGCUUAGAUUUUUUUAUAGAGAGUUUUUAGUUGUUGCUGCUGUUGUCCAUUAAAAUCAACCUGU
Messenger RNA from Grammomys surdaster, 3210 nucleotides. It is a transcript of the gene Tfcp2, whose product is annotated as transcription factor CP2. Gene Ontology annotation, molecular function: RNA polymerase II cis-regulatory region sequence-specific DNA binding; DNA-binding transcription activator activity, RNA polymerase II-specific. The transcript has 16 exons. Gene Ontology annotation, cellular component: nucleus. Bases 94 to 1602 code for a protein of 502 amino acids. NCBI's taxonomy places the organism in Eukaryota, Metazoa, Chordata, Mammalia, Rodentia, Muridae. The record is from RefSeq and is a predicted model, not a curated record. Gene Ontology annotation, biological process: positive regulation of transcription by RNA polymerase II.